CUGACACUCUUUCCCUGUUGCACUACUGUGGGCCACUGGGAAGCAGUGCAAUGAUGAAAGGGCAUCGGUCAGGCCCAGCCCACCACCCAUAGCGCCUGAAGGGAGGGAGUUUUGGGGCCUCACUCCACUUCCUAGCAGUUAGGAGCAGGUGCGGAACUGGGCUGGACCCUUCAUCAGAGGAUUAGGUGAGUGCAGAGCUGGGGGAUCCUCCCAUAAAUUCUCCUUCUGGGUUAUGGCUGGACAGGAGCAAGGGGCAGAGGCCCUGGAUUCAGAAAAGCUCUGGUUUGAAGAAGAUCUUUCCACACUAACUCCCUGGGUAAGACUGGGGACUCCAGGUUCGGUCAGGGCCUUGUGGAGAAAUGGAGACGCACUGUGUUGCCUGGCUCAGACCCAGCUCAACUUUGAGCAUGUGCAGGUGAACUACACCCAGCCCUCCUUGAGGGCUUGGGGAGGGUCAGACUCUGGAGAGAACAUUCUCCUGGGUUCUUAGGAGCAGCACUAUCUGGGGUGGGUGGGUGGACUUGGGCUAUGAAGCCCACAGGUGAUACCCAUCAACCAUGCCAGUUUGUUCUCUUACAGGGAGGUAUGCUGCCCUGAGACUGCAGGAGGGACCAAGAGGUGCCUGGCAUGCACAUCCUAACAGCUACAAUUAGGGGGAUUGCCAAGGAGCCAGGCCCCAGGCGUGCCUGCAAGGCCACCUCCUCUAUCAGGACCUGCCGCAAUGCAAAAGGCUUUUUUAUGUGCCCAGUGAGUCAUUCAAGCCUGUCUCCUUUGAGAGGAGGCCUACGUUUCCAGAUGGGCAUUUGGGAGUACCUCUCACCCCUGGCUGAGCACAUCAAGAUGUCAGCUUCACCCCCACCCUGGGGGGUAGAAGACCGGGCAUCCAUGGCUGGAAGUGGCCAUCCUUAUUUCUGGGUAGAUUCUGUGCCCACUAGCUGGAGACCCUCAUACAGCUGUCUCUGGCCCUUGCUGGGGGAUGCUUGUGAACUCAGGGCUUUGCUCAUAUGUUCCCUCCUAGGGAAAGCCUUUCCUGGGCUCCACAGCAUCCAAUAUCCCUCCAGCAGAGCCUGUUAGAUUGAAAUUUCUCAUUGUGGCUGAAGUCCUCAUUACACUGGGAGCCCUGAGGGCAGGGACAAUGUCCCUUUUUAUAUCUCUCUUGGCAGUGCCUGGCACAGAGGAGGGGGCCAAUACAACUUUAAAAAAUACAAAUAAGUACAUAUAGUGUGAAGUAUUAUUAGCAUAACAUGGUGGGGGGGAUUAAUUAGGGGUCUGUUUGACCCCUCAGAGGAUUUGUGCUGUAUAUAAAGGCAAAUACUAUAUAUUUCAAAGUAAAGUCUUUUUUUUUUUUUUUUAAGAUUUUUAUUUAUUUAUUUGACAGAGACCCAGCUAGAGAGGGAACACAAGCAGGGGGAGUGGGAGAGAAGCACACAGCAUCAGGAAGUAGAAUGAAGAUUUGAACCCAUGUGUAUCAUAUCUGUUUGCACCCCUAGGCUAAAAUUUUUUUUCCUCCUUGAUUGUUUCCAUCUUGCUCUCUGACCUCAAAGCAGGAGGAAGUGAGGGCCUACGCUGGGAGAGGGUUGGUGGUUUGGCAGUGGGAGGUGAAAAAUCUCUUUUGACUUCUCAGAUACACUCCAUGGAUCUCAGGUUGAUCGGGGUGAAUGGGUGUGGAGGGCGACAGAGAGGAAGCAAUCCAGGGUGGACCCCCUUAUCAAUCAAUGUGGCUGCGGUGGUUGGUGGUGACAUCGCUGAUCAAGUAGGAAGGGAGAAGAGAAGCAGGUUUGGGGUUGGGAGGGAAGAAGCUGUAUGCCAAACUGGAUAUGUUCAGCAUGAGACGCCCAAGAAACAACCCCAGCCGAAACUUGGAUGUGGUUCUGGAAUUCAAGGGAGGUCUGAGCCUGAGACGCAGGUUAGAGUUAGUUAAGUCAGCUCUGAGUUGGGACCAAGAAGUGGGGUAAGAUCGUCCCAGAUGGUACCCUGAAGAUGAGGCCUUCUGAAAUGCAUAAGGAGCAGCUGGAGAUGCUCGUGAAGAGGAAACCGCGAGUACAGAGCAAAGGAGUGGUUAUACAGGGGAAGAGAAGACAGAAGCUGAGGAGGGUUGGGUUUGAUACUGGAGAGUAAAUCAGGAGAGGAAGAGUGAAGUCUGGGACUAGAGGAGUUAGGGACUGAGUGAAGCCCUUGGGGUGUUGUCUACAGACCGCGAGGAGGGAGGGCGAGCACACGGAAUGGGGAGGGGAGAGAGCCUUAAAGAAGUUUGAAGAGGGGCGCCUGGGUGGCUCAGUUGCUUAAGCGACUGCCUUCGGCUCAGGUCAUGAUCCUGGAGUCCGGGAUCGAGUCCCACAUCGGGCUCCCUGCUCAGCAGGGAGUCUGCUUCUCCCUCUCAUGCUCUCUCUCGCAAAUAAAUAAAAUCUUUAAAAAAAAAAAAAAAAGAAGUUUGAAGAGUAUGGCUGCUGACCAUGUUCUCUGCGUGGUCAUAGCCGGCUCCCCCAUUAAGGCCUGCAACACGCUAGCGCGACGGGGCCUCCGCGGUGCGCGGCAGCGUUUGCCCGGUCAGCGUUUGCCCCGUCGAAGGCUCCAGAGCGCAUGCCUAGAGCGGUGGGCAUUGUCACGUGCGGCCGCCUCGCGCGGAUUGGCCCCCCGCCCGCGAGCUCCGGGGGGAUUGGCUAGAGCGGUCGGGGCGGUGGCGGCGGCACGCCGAGGGAGGCUGCGUCGGCGCGGCGGCUGUGGGGCAGAGAGCAGGCCACCCAGGCCCGCCCGCAGCCGCUCAGGGAUGGAGGUCCUGGACGAGUUCGACAGCGAGUUCCCCCAGAGUGUGACCUUCUGCCAGCUCAUCUCCGAGGAGGACUUCGAGAGGCAGGCGGCCACCUACACGGAGCGCGCGCUGCGCCGCCUCUUCCGCAGCAUCGACCGCAACCCCGCGCUGGCCGAGAGGGUGGUGCGCAAGGGCAAGCUGGCCGAGUACGAGGGGCGCGGGCUCCUCUCCUUCCUCUGGGCAAAGUUCUUCUGUGCGGUUCAGGGGGAGCUGAAUUGUUGCAACAGCAUGGGUGCCCUGGAGAUGCACCAGCGCCUGGAGCAGCUGAAGAGGAGCAUUCACCGCGUGCACCUCUACUCUCAGGAUGCCAAGAAGAAGAGAAGAAAGCCAAAGCUGAAGAAACCAGAACCCGUCCUCUUGCAAGACCACUCAACUUCCCCAUGCCUGCCACCAGCCCUGCUGCCACCUCCACCGCUGCCGUCACCUGCCACCACCAUGGCCUCCGUGGUGGCCCCAUCACCCCCUGUCUACACCAUGCCUCGGGUCUUUGGCCCCUUCCCUCCGCUGCCCAGCAAGUCGAUGGAGAACUUGGAGGUUGCAAGGUCAGAAGUGAAAUUGAACUGGCCUGGCCUGUCAUCGAACCCAAAGAGACACAUGGUUGAUCUGACCCCCUUGGUCCUCAACCCCGGAGGCUUCCAUUUCUCGUACCUGGCUGGAAACAGUGCACACAAGCUCCGUUGCCCUGGCUUCCCCUGGUAUAUGGCUGAAAGAACUGAAGUAGAGACUCAAACAGAUGCUUGCACGUGAAUGUUCAUAGCACCAGUUUCACAGUGGCCAAAAGGAGAAGACAACCCAAGUGUAUCCAAGAUGAACAAAAUGUGACCUAGUCAUGUAAUAGAAUGUUGAAACAAGUGAAAGAAGCCAGCACGAAAGGACAAAUUAUUGUAUGGUUCCUGUUACAUAGAAUAUCUAGAAUAGGCAGAGUCCUAAAGACAAAGUAGAUGAGAGGUUACCAGGAACUGGGAGAAGGGAGUGAGUUGCUUAAUUGUACAGUUUGUUUGGGGUGAUAAAAAAGUUCUGGAAAUAGAUAGCGGUGAUGGUCACAGGAUAUUGUGAAUGUAUGUAAUGCCACUGAAUUGUACACAUAGAAAUGGUUAAAAUGGUAAAUGUUAUGUAUAUUUUACUACAAUUUAAAAAAAAAGAAAGAAACCCUAGCACUACUUAGCUGUCACCCCCAGGUCCUCCACCCCCAGCCCUAGGCAGCGAUUAACUUACUUUCUCUGUGGAUUUGUCUGUUCUGGACAUUUCAUAUAAAUGAAACCAUACAAUAACAUGGUCUUUCGUGACUGCCUUCUUUCAUUUAGCAUAAUGUUUGCAAGGUUCAUCCAUGUCAUAGCAUGUGUUACUGCUGAAUUUCCUGGCAGAAUAAUUUAUUUUUAUUUAUUUAUUUUUAAAGAUUUUAUUUAUUUAUUUUGGAGUGAGAGCGAGUGCACUCCUGUGAGUGGUGGUGGGUGGGGAGAGGGAGAAGGAGAGAGAAUCUCAAGCAGACUCUGUAUUUAGCAUAGAGCCCAACGCAUGGCUCGAUCUCACAACGCUGAGAUCACGACCUGAGCCCAAACCAAGAGUCGGAUGCUUAACUGACUGACCCACCCAGGCGCCUCCAGAAUGAUUUACUUUUUAUUAUUUUUUUUAAAGAUUUUAUUUUUAUUUAUUUGACAGAGAGAGGCACAGCGAGAACAGGAACACAAGCAGGGGGAGCAGGAGAGGGAGAAGCAGGCUUCCUGCAGAGCAGGGAGCCCAAUGUGGGACUCGAUCCCAGGACCCUGGGAUCAUGACCUGAGCCGAAGGCAGACGCUUAACGA
Messenger RNA from Mirounga angustirostris (Northern elephant seal), 4611 nucleotides. RefSeq lists its product as uncharacterized. NCBI's taxonomy places the organism in Eukaryota, Metazoa, Chordata, Mammalia, Carnivora, Phocidae. The transcript has 7 exons. Bases 2309 to 3556 code for a protein of 415 amino acids. The record is from RefSeq and is a predicted model, not a curated record.